Messenger RNA from Aureobasidium namibiae CBS 147.97, 1350 nucleotides. Its product is annotated as kinase-like protein. NCBI's taxonomy places the organism in Eukaryota, Fungi, Ascomycota, Dothideomycetes, Dothideales, Saccotheciaceae. The transcript has a single exon. Gene Ontology annotation, cellular component: autophagosome; cytoplasm. The record is from RefSeq and is a predicted model, not a curated record. The annotation marks the transcript as partial. Gene Ontology annotation, biological process: autophagy; peptidyl-serine phosphorylation; protein autophosphorylation. Gene Ontology annotation, molecular function: ATP binding; protein serine/threonine kinase activity.
AUGGAUAGCAUGCGGAAACAAUUCGACCAGGACCUCCUUCUGGAUGGUCGCUACCAAACUUUGUCUCCUCUCAACCACGGUUCCUUUGGAAUGGUCUUCUUAGCCAAGAACGUCAAGACUGGUGCCACUGUUGCCAUCAAGUGCAUCACCAAGGAAUCAGGCUCGGACACUUGCCCUACUGCCAUGGCUGUCGAUGAUCGUUCCGAGGAGCUGGAGAUCCAUUCUCACCUCGGCUCGCACCCAAACAUUGUCAGUCUUCUUGACACCUUUGAGACGGAGCAUCACACGUAUCUGGUUAUCGAGUUCUGUCCCAACGGAGAUCUCUACGAGGCGAUUCGUCUCAACCGAGGUCCUUUGGAAACUGAGCACGUGCGUGAUUUCAUGAUGCAGCUGAUCUCUGCUGUCGAAUUCAUGCACGCCAAAGGAGUCUAUCACCGUGACAUCAAGCCUGAGAAUAUCUUCUUGACUCAAUCGGGCUCGAUGAAGCUCGGUGACUUCGGCCUCGCUACCAGAGACAAAUGGUCUACAGAGUACGCUGUCGGCAGCGAUCGUUACAUGGCUCCUGAGCAAUUCCAGGAGACAAGCUACACCCAGGGCUACUCGCCGGCUACUGCUGACGUCUGGGCCAUUGGCAUCUGCUUGCUGAACGUCUUGUUUUCUCGCAACCCUUUUGCUACCCCUACUCAGUCGGACCCCAUCUUUGAUGACUUCGUUAUGGAUCGCCAAUCUUUGUUCGACGUCUUCCCAACCAUGUCUCAAGACACUUUCAACGUUUUGAUGCAUUGUCUUGCUAUCGACCCUGCCAAGCGCUCGUUGGCUGCUGUUCGCACCGCCCUCAGAUCGGUUGUUAGCUUCACUACUGACGACGACGCCAUGGACGACUUCUGCAUGGAGGAUCGUGAUCCUGUCCGUGCCACUCUCAACCGUGAGCCUUUGCGCACUCCUUCCAUCACAAGCCCCACCAUCGACAAUGGUGGCUGCUUCCCUUGGGCCAAGGCUCUGCGUGAGACCUCGCAAAAGCAUGGUCGUCAACUCUCGGUCAUUCCUGACAACGAAAGUUACACUGAGGAUCUCUUCCCCGAAGAGAAGGAAACUACUGGUAAGAGUUGGUUCACAUCCACGGAUCCCGAUUCGACUUCGUUGAACUCGACCGUCGAGUCUUCUCUGGGCAUGUCGUACAAGUCUGCCAACAACUCUGCUGAGCUUAUUGGCCAUGCUUUCUCUAGACCAGUUCCUAUCUCUUCAUCUGUUCCCAUCAAGAGCUCUAGAGCAUUGGCCUCAGUCUAUGGCAACAUGGAUGAGAACUUCUCCAAGAGCUGGAGCGAUCUUUGGGAAGAAGACGAAGAGGAG